Messenger RNA from Ectocarpus siliculosus, 2280 nucleotides. NCBI's taxonomy places the organism in Eukaryota, Phaeophyceae, Ectocarpales, Ectocarpaceae. The record is from the annotation of a GenBank genome assembly.
AUGUCCUCUGUAGCGAUUCCCUCGAGCUGCGCGUGGUGGGCGUUUGCAUCCAUAUCUUCCGCAGGAGGGGAUAAGAGCAAGCGGAGCACCAGCAGCAGCGGCGGCGGCGGCGGCGGCGGCGGCGCGAGUGCAAGUUCGCUGCGGCGAGGAGAGUUCUUCGUAGAGCCGGAGUGGCAGCGAGCUGCGGGCAGAUGGACGAGGUUCGAGGAAGGCCUCCUCAGGGAGAUGAAGGCCGAGCUGCAAGGCGACCUCAGGGCGGCGCCGCCGUUUCCGGAGGUCGUCGGUACUAGACGCAUGCUUCGAUUUCUGAGGGGGCACGACCACGACGCGGCCAAGGCCGCGGUAAUGAUGCGGCGGAUGCUGCAGUGGCGCAAGGACAACGGCGUCGACGACAUCCGCGAGGACAUCAUGCAGAACAAGAAGUUCGACCCCAGCCUGUUUCCAGAAGGCGAGAUGAUCACGAAGCUGUUCCCGCUGCUCGUGGCGAGCCCGCUGUGCGUCGAUAUGGACGGAGCUCCGAUCUCGUACGAGUCUUACGAGUUCAGCCCGAGGCAGGUGACCGCGCACGCGAACGGCGACCUCGGUUUCUUCAUCAAGUUUCACAUCUACUGCCAGGAGUUCAAGCAGAUAUGCCUGGACAGCCUGUCAGACGCCAAGGAGAUGGAGAACCUCGCGAGGAGGGCCAAGCGUGCCUCGUCGCCCUCGCCGCCGCCGACAGAGUCGACGGCGACCGACCCUCGUGUCCCCGCCACCGGUGGCAGCGGCGGCGGCGGCGGCGGUGGCGGCGGUGGCGGCGGAACCACGGGCGGAGGAGGGCGGGACACGGGGGCGGGUAGAGGUAUGCGGGGGAGAGCUAGCACCAUCGGCGGAGGAGGCCUUCCGCUACCCGAAAGCGAAGACAAGGGGGGCACGGUUCCGCCAAAGUUGGAGGGGCGAGGCGUGGAGAGUGAGGAGGAGGGGAAGGGGCCGUGGGGGGUCGUGCUUCGAAACACGAUCAUUAGGGACCUGUCGGGGUUCGGCAUGGAGCACGCCGGGACGAUCGGGAGGUCCCUCAUCUCGCAGGUGUUGGCCGUCAGCCAGGACAAUUAUCCGGAAAUGAUGGAGAAGUGCUACAUCAUCAACGCGCCCUGGGUGUUCUACGCGUUGUGGAAGGGACUGCAGCCGUUGAUGUCGGCGGGCACAGCAAAGAAAGUGCAGAUGCUCAAGUACGACGUCCUUUCUUGUCUGAGCGAGACGAUAUCGUUGGAGCGACUGCCGACGAGCGCGGGGGGAGCGUGCGACCCCGACAUGGCGACCACGGAGCAAAUGCACGAUUUCGUCGUGUGCGGCCGAGUGGCGAAGCUUCCUGGGGGGGACGGGGCGGCGUCAUCUGAGGGGGGGAGCGGGGCGAGCGUGGAUGACUCCGAGCAAGAAGAGGAGGAGGAGGAAGGCGACCGGCUGUUUGGAGAGCAGCGGCGCCGGGGGAAGGGAGCAGCGGGAGGUCUUGCGGGUGGUGGGGGUGGUGGAAGGAGUAGCCGUCGUGGGAGCACCCGGCGGAACAGCGGCAGCAGCGGCGCCGGGGACCGCACCGCCGCCGCCGGUAGCGGCAAGAACCACAUCACCUUCAGGAGCCUGUUCGAGCGACUGCAGGCUAGGGACGAUCCCCGCGAGCUCACCGCCGCCGCUGCUACCGCCGGUGGUCCCCAGCGGCGGCGACUGGGGUCCUCGCCGUCCAUCUCUCGAGCCACGUCGUUCCACAGCCACGCCUCGUCGUUCUAUUCCCCGCCCCUGUCGAGGCACGGCAGCAACGCCAGCGCCUCAGGCCACGGCGACGGCGGGGGCAGCCGGCGUCAAGACCCGCGGCUGUCGCCGGGAAGGCCGUUCGCCUCGCCGGGGCCCCGGGGUAUCCGACGGUCCAACACGGGGGGGGUAGAGGUCGGGGCCGGCGGGGGGGGUGACGUGGCCAACGGCAGCGACCCCGGCAGGCCCACCGGGGGCGCCGGCGCAGCCGGAGAAGGCCAGGCGGAGGACUUCGACAGCCGGCUGGUGGGCCGUGCGCUUAAGCUGUCCAUGAAGCGAAAGGCUCGGCGGUUCAAGGCCUCACAGGCUGCGGCGGGCGGAGGGGGAGCAGCAGCGGCGCGCAGCAGCGACGGCGGCGGCGGCGGCGGCGGCGGAACCGACGACAGGAGCAUCAGCCCCCUGCCCGGCGAGCGAUCGUCAGAGGAGCACGAGAAGGGCGGGUGGGCGAAGAAGAAGUGGCGGGCGGUUACGUGCCUUCUUACACCCGCGGUGCAGAAAUGA